AUGAGUGGUGCAGCUGGCACUUCCGGUGGUUAUCCAGGAUCUGGAUACGGUGGACGAGGUGGUGGCGCCCCUAACCGUUCUUUCGAAGAUCGUGCUUUUGCCAAGGAACAAAUGAUGCAGGCUGUUCGCGAAUCCUCCCAGCAAGACCGCCGUGUCUAUGUGGGCAAUUUGUCAUACGAUGUCAAAUGGCAUCAUCUAAAAGAUUUUAUGAGACAGGCUGGAGAAGUUCUCUUUGCCGAUGUCUUACUACUUCCCAAUGGAAUGUCGAAGGUGGGCGUCAAUGCGAUUGUGGAAUACGCAACGAGGGAGCAAGCACAAAAUGCUGUUUCAACGCUCAGCAACCAGAACCUCAUGGGUAGACUUGUCUACGUCCGGGAGGACCGCGAAGCAGAACCCCGAUUUACUGGACCCCCUCAUCGAGACGCUGCAGGAGCUGGCCGUGGUGGCUUUAGUGGCGGUUACAAUUCACUUGGCAGCCGCCAGAUUUAUGUCUCCAACCUUCCGUUCAACGUUGGCUGGCAGGAUCUGAAGGAUCUUUUUCGCCAAGCCACACAACAAGGUACGGUUGUACGCGCCGAUGUGCACCUUGAUCCCAAUGGACGCCCCAAAGGUUCCGGCAUAGUUGCGUUCGAGAGUGUGGAAGAUGCCCGUAAUGCUAUUCAGCAGUUCAAUGGCUACGAAUGGCAUGGUAGAAACUUGGAGGUACGUGAAGAUCGUUUUGCGGGCUCUACGCCUGGUGGAUUUGGUGGUCGCGGUGGCUUUGGGGGCUUUGCUGGCCGCGGAGGUUUUGGAGGCGGCCGUGGUGGAUUCGCUGGCCGUGGAGGCUAUGGCGGAUUCAGCGGUGGAAGGGGCGGAUUUGGAGGUUUUGGAGGCGGCGCUGGUGGUAAUGAAGCCACCUCCAUUCCUCCCAACCCCUUUACAGAUUUUGCAACCUAUGGUGGUGAAAGGAGCGCUCUUAUCUAUGUUCGCAAUCUACCGUGGUCUACCUGUAAUGAGGACUUGGUCGAGCUCUUCUCCACAAUCGGCAAAGUGGAACGCGCAGAGAUUCAGUAUGAGCAGAAUGGAAGAUCUCGAGGCACUGGUGUCGUCCAAUUCGAUACAAUCGAGAAUGCAGAGACCGCAAUUAGCAAAUUCUCGGGAUACCAAUACGGUGGUCGUCCUCUCGGUUUGACGUUUGUCAAGUACUUGAACUCCGCCUCCGGCGAUAGUAUGGACGUCACUGCAGAUCAGCCAUCCGGCAUUACCCAAGACCAGAUCAUGUGA
Messenger RNA from Uncinocarpus reesii 1704, 1263 nucleotides. RefSeq lists its product as uncharacterized. Gene Ontology annotation, molecular function: mRNA binding. The transcript is spliced from 8 exons. The record is from RefSeq and is a predicted model, not a curated record. NCBI's taxonomy places the organism in Eukaryota, Fungi, Ascomycota, Eurotiomycetes, Onygenales, Onygenaceae. Bases 1 to 1263 code for a protein of 420 amino acids. Gene Ontology annotation, cellular component: nucleus; cytoplasm.